AUGAUAUCAGGAGAAAUGAAGCUAAUGUUGGCUUGCGUUUUUGUUGGCAGUGUGCUGGCUGGUAAGACGAAUCCCUAUCUUUCACUUUUUUCUGCAGGAUUGUUUUUAAUACUUGCCAUUGUAAUAUACUGCAAAGACUUCCAGGUCUUUUAAAAUAGAUAUACUGUAACCAAUGUUCAAGGCGCGUUAGUGCCAUUUUGCUUAGCAAAUAAAUUUUCUUUUCUUCUUCUUUUUUUUUGCGGAGAAAACAAGUUAAAAUCUAACUCCGGGGUGUAAAUUGUUAUCACCUUGAAAAAAGAUUAAACAUUUUGCAAAAUUUUUCCGCUUCGUUCCCAACAUCAGUGGUGUUCAAUUUGUGCGUUAUGCACAGGUUGUACUGUACAGGGAAGAGCAAUUUUCUCACUAUGUAUUCUAGAAAAUAUUUACUUAAUGAAACUUUUCCUUGAUGUUCCAAAUGAAAAUGUUUUUCUUUGCAGUUCCUGUCAGGAGAAACUUGGAGGAGAACUGCGAGAGAGGUACGAAAAAAUGAUUGUGACCCUUUUUUUUAUCUUCCCAUCGAUUUUGUUUUCCUUGUAGAACUCAGUUUCCUUUAUUAAACCUAGUUUACCUCAGCACACGAUCGUUUCUCUGUGAGACAGUUAAAAAGGUAUUAAUAUAAAUGGAUGAGCUGAAUAUUCUGUAAAAAAAACGUCAUUAUUCACCACGUCUGAUUUGUAAGAGGGGUAAAAAGGGUUUUGAUUGCAUACUUGCUAUCGUGCUGUCCGGAGGGCAAGUUUAAAAUACCAAAGGCAAUGACAGAUGGAGAGGUGACUGUGCGAAAACCUCCAGCAAAAGCAGGAAAAUCGUAUUUUCAAACUGAUAUAUCCAAUGAACAUUCUGUUUUCUUUACAAUUGCGGUUUAUCUCACAAUGUCCCUGUUUGUUCCAAAAAAGCUUUGUUCUUUAAUUUGUGUACCAUAAACACACUCCAUUUCUAUUGUUCUUGCUAAAGAAUGUUCGACUACAAGGAUAAAAAUCUUUAGCCGGUUGCAAAGUGAAAGUCGAUUCAAACAUGCGAUGUGUUGUAACUUUUUUAAGCCUUCACCGGUUGAAAAUGCAUGGAGAAGAGCCCGUUUCCGUUAGGAUUUUUUUCGCGAUCACCUAGAAAGCUUAGGUUAGUAAAGAUAGAAAGUAAAGGCCAUCCUAUCCCCGACCCCCUACAUUGAUUAUUAUGCAUUAUCCACGUGAAUACUGCUUAUCAUCUAUGCGUUCGUGUAUAUGAAAAAGCACUUUGUUCAUUGAGAUUUCCGGUCCUUUUGCUGCCCAUAAAGCUGGUGUACCUUGCUCGCUGGCGGAUGACAAUGCAGAACAAGGUUCACGUGAAAAAUUCAGUGUGCGAUUACAGGUGCUAACAGGAUUUGGAAUAUCAAUGGAUAAAAAGUAGAUCUAUACUUUCAUUUCUGCUGAAAUGCUAUCCUUUAGUAUUCAAGGUCACUAAAACACCUAAAAAUCUUUGAGACUAACUUUACUUCCAUUUUCUCAAAACAGAUCAAACGUUAACCUCAAAUAAUACUUCCAUAUAUAAAUGUCUACUAUUCUUUUCUUUUCUCUUUCGAGCAUCCAUAAACGAUCUGUGUUUGAUGGUGUGCUGCGGCGUAAAGAUUCAUCUACAGUUUAAAACAAACAAACAAACAAGCAAAUAAAUAUUGAUAAAUAGCCAAGAGCGCGGCUGCUAUUUAUCAGUGCUAGAUGACUUCGUUGUUCUUGGUAAAAUCCCGGGGGGUGGGGACUCCGCAUAUGAAAGGUAUGGGGAUGCUCGUCGUCUCGCUUAGGGGUAUAAAUUUCGGAUUUUGGUCUGACUUAGGGUGCUCUGGGCAAAACGCCGUCAUAUUUACCCGGUAAGGUCUCGUUUAGGGUUGCACGCGAAAAAAUAUGAAAAUAUCUAUAUUGUCUAUGUUUUAACAUGGUCUCUUUUAGGGGUAAAAAAAAAGCUUGGGCCACGCGCAGAUCGGUCUUCUUUAGGGGUUUAAUUCAAAAUUUCCGACGAGCAUCCUUACCCCUUUCAUAUGCGGAGUCCCUUCCCCCGGGAGUAAAAUGCAUCCGAAUCACAUAUCCGGCUGCAUUUUAACAAAGAAGACAAAGAACAGCUACUCAAAACGUCAUUGGCGAUGUGGCAUAGUUUUUCUUCAAAAUUCAACGCGGUUAGAUCGACGGCUAAAUAGACCAGUGUAUUAUUCAUUCCAAAAGACUGUGAUUCUUCUGAAUGAUGCCCAUUAAUCGCAAAAUCAAAUGAACCAAUCCUAGACGAACCAAUCACGCUUGAAGAGAUACGUAAAGCAUCAACCAUUAUUGGCAGAUGAUCAAAUCAAGCGUGUCCAUCAUUGGGCCUGUACUGCAAAUCCUUUUUAAUAAAGUUUUGAAUUCCGGCAUAUUUCCCCAGUUGUGGUCGGUGGGUUAUAUUUCACCCGUCUUUAAGCGGGUGAUAUAGACGACCCUAACAACUAUCGCGGAAUUACUGUAUGUAGUUGUUUAGGUAAAUUCUUUACCCUUUAAAUUAUCAAUAACCGUCUUACAAAAUAUCUUGACGAACACAAUAUAAUACAUAACAACCAAAUUGGCUUCCGGAAAGGCUAUAGGACGUCUGACCACGUUUUUGUUCUGAAGUCUCCAAUUGAUCUUUAUACGAAAAAUGAUAAAAAGGUAUACGCCUGCUUCGUCGACUUUCAAAAGGUCUAUGACACAAUUUGGAGAAACGGCCUUUUCUAUAAGCUAAUGAAAUAUGGAUUUUCUCAGAAGAUUAUAUUUCUGAAACGUCCCCAGCGGCGAAGAGCGAGGAAAAACGGAUGUUUUCGUAGGCUACGGUAAAAGCAAAAAGCGGGCUAAUGGCGACGUUUACUCCUUUAGGGGUACGACAGGGCUGUAACCUGAGCCCAACAUUAUUUAACAUAUUUGUAAAUAACGUUGUUGAUAUAUUUGACUCCACUUGUGAUCCCAUGAUCAUGGGUAGCCUGUAGUCUGCUACACAGCCGUUUUUAGUGUCGUCACGCAACGCUCCUCCCCACUGGAGGAGCAUUGCGUGACCACACUAAAAACGGCUGUGUAGCAGACUAGGGUAGCCUGCAGUGCAGGCGUAUUUUGGGUGGGCGAAACCUUGUUCGUGUUCGUGAUGUUGUUGUAGCCGCCAUCUUUGAUUUUAUGACAGUGGAAGAGCGGUCACGCGCGUCUAAGGGGGUGUUUCUCAUUUUCACAUUGUUUUCGGGCAGGCGUUUUCUCUUCUCUCUCCCCGCCCCCUCCCCGCUCCCUUUGACUCGCCCUAUCUCCUCCUCUCCUUGGGAAGUUUCAACAUGGCGCUUUCGAGAGCAAAUUGCGCGCUAAAAGAAAACGCCUGCACUGCGGGCUAGAUCAUGGGAAAAUGAAAAAUCAGUUGUUUACUAUAUGCAGAUGAUCUUAUCCUGCUUUCCGAAUCAGAACAUGGAUGCAGAGAUGCUUUGAUAAGUUAAGUUGUUACGCUAAGAAAUGGCAAAUGAGGAUAAAUAUAAGAAAGACAAAAGCUAUUAUUUUCAAUUAAAGUGGUAAAAUAUUUAGAAGUGAAUUCAAGCUAUACCAGCCAAUCCAAGCAACAGAUAGUUACGUCUGCCUUGGGAUAACUUUCCCGCCUUCUGGUUCUUUUUUACUGGCACAAAACAAGCUACAUGACAAAGCCACCAGGUCUCUUUUUAGUUUCCUGUCAGAGGUAAAUGUUUACAAUGGUGCAUCUGCAUACCUGCCAACUCUCCCGGUUUUCCCGGGAGUCUCCAAGUUUUUCAUCAAAUCUCCCGAUCUCCCGGUUAUAGCACCAAAUCUCCCGGAUAAAAUGGACUUUUGAGCAUUUCUGUGCUUUAGUUUGAAAUUUAGCCCAUUUUUUCACAAAAUUCGCACUUUUUUUAUUCAUUGUACAGUUUCUGGGACAUUUUUGCACAUGUUUAGGCAAUGACAAAGAUAAGUUCGUCAUUACAAUGAUGAAAGUCAUGGGAAAAUGAAAAAUCAGUUGUUUACUAUAUGCAGAUGAUCUUAUCCUGCUUUCCGAAUCAGAACAUGGAUGCAGAGAUGCUUUGAUAAGUUAAGUUGUUUCGCUAAGAAAUGGCAAAUGAGGAUAAAUAUAAGAAAGACAAAAGGUAUUAUUUUCAAUUAAAGUGGUAAAAUAUUUAGAAGUGAAUUGAAGCUAUACCAGCCAAUCCAAGUAACAGAUAGUUACGUCUGCCUUGGGAUAACUUUCCCGCCUUCUGGUUCUUUUUUACUGGCACAAAAAAAGCAACAUGACAAAGCCACCAGGUCUCUUUAUAGUUUCCUGUCAGAGGUAAAUGUUUACAAUGGUGCAUCUGUCUCAAGAGUUCUUAAACUUUUUGAUUCUCUUGUGAGCCCAAUCCUUUUGUACAAUUGUGAAAUUUGGGGUUGUUUUUAAAAUCAGUCGGGAAUAACUAUAGCAAAUUUGUCUCGACAAUUUUUGAUGAACGAAUAACACCCGAGAAUAUGCAUAUUAAACAAGGUAUGCAAAAUGGCCUUAGGGGUUCGCUCUAAAGCAAGAAACCAUGCUGUGAAGUGAAAACUCAGACGUUUUCCUCUUCAUCUUAUUAUUUACACUAGAAUUUUUAAGUACUUCUUAAGAUUACUUACCUUACAAAAUACCCAAAUUUUAAAUAGCGCGCUAGAGAUAAACAUCCAUUUAAAUAAUGUAGGUAAGCAUUCAUGGUUUACUACUUCAAGACACCUAUUACGGCUGUACCAAAUUAAGUGAUUAUACUCCAAAUCUGCCUCAUCUUGACUACAGAACAUUUCCUCACGUGGUUAGAAUGUUUAAAAGAAAUUUGUUUAAAGAAUACCAACAAUAUUGGUCGAAAAGUCUGAACAAGGAUAAAUUCGACUCCUCAGUUGGAAAUAAAUUAAGUCUGGAUAGUGAAGUGAAAAACGAAGUCAGAUUUGAAUCUUAUCUUGAUUUAAUAGAGAAUGUUAAGACAAGAGUGGCAGUAUUAACCAAAACGCGAAUUUCUUGCCACUUGCUACCUAUUGAAUCUGGGCACCAAAGAAGAUACCCGACAGCGUUAAGAGGCUUUGCCCCGGCUUUGUAAUAGAUCCGAAAUUGGUGAUGAAUUCUACUAUUUGUUGAAUUGUACCCACUCAUCACUUUCUCAUAUAAGGGGUAUCUUUUUGGAGAGCCUAUACUCGUUAAACAGCAAUUUUACGCAUAUGUCUUACAAGGCACUAUUUUUAUAUAUCAUGUCUAUGUGCGAUUAAAACAUCAUAAAUCGCGGUGCCUCUUAAGAAAAUAUUCUAAAUUAUUAUGCAUCCGAACUCUCAUUCAACUUUCUUACCAUACGAGUAGCGUAGAAGCCGUACAUAGCCAAGUAAUUUUUCUUUUAUGAUAAUAUUCAAUUGUUUCUUUCUUUCUUACUUAACUUUUAUCUUACUUUUUUCAUUUAAAUGAAAAAAGUAAGAUAAAUGACAAUAAAUUGUCAUUGUUUUGGUACUGAAAUCUUCAUGUCGAAGAUAAAGUCAAGAAAGUUUGUUUGUUUGUCCACUAAUAAUAGCCAGUUCCUUGCCCUCUUAUACUCUCCCACUUCGAGAGGUCAAAAACAAGGCGGAUCAAUCUCAAGUCACUGAUAUGCACAAGUUCUACACAAGUUCUACUUACGCACCUUGUUUGUUAUAGAAAACCGUCACGACCGUGACAGACCAUAUACUCUCAUAUGACGGCUAUAACAAACAAGCUAAGUAUGCGCUGGGAGAGAUGAUAAAGGAAUCUACAAAGCCGGCCAAUUUGAUCGUAAGAAUAAGAUGAUAGCAAGACAACCAAUAUGGAUGAAACAUUCGGACUGCCGGGCAUUGAGGCUGACGGAAUGGCCGUGUCGUGAGUCGUCAAAGUGGCUCGUUUUUCAGGGGCACCCAACGACGUUUUCCUCCCAAAUUCAUUGAAAACACUUUUUAGGCUAUCCAGAGUAUUUUCACAUCUCCAGAAAUGCAUUCUAAGUGGUGCUAUAAAAUUUCUAUCUAUUCGGUCGUCCUAGGGCAACUUGAGUCUUUUCGAAAUUACAAGGGCCUCAGUAUUAUUUUCCAGAAAAUUUUAGAUGCAAUUUUAAGUUUUACGAAAGUGAGAAUUUUUCUGAUUCCUCUCUCCAUCUUAUUUUCGAGUCCGAAAAUUUUCGGUUUCCUUUUUCUGCGAAAAUUAGGCUAACUUGGGGAUUGAAAUGCGAAAAAUUAAACUUCAGAAAAUCGUAGGGUAUUUGUUAGAUAUAUGCUUCGAAAAUUAUACAUGAAUGCAACGGUCAUCUAGAACUUUUUAGCCUUCCCCAAGCCAUAGAAAAAGUCUACGCAAUUUUUGCUUCUCCGAACAGAUAUUUUUCAGAAAACAGUCGUUGGGUGUGCCUGGAGCCUGCUUUCUAAGACUCAAUCUGUGUCGAGAGUUCAGCAAAAUGAGGUUUCAAAAUGAAAGCCAGUUUUCCUUGUGAGUUUGAUAUUUGAGUUUUUUUCUUUUUUAGUACACGGCCUUGGUUUUGCAUCUCCACCAAGAAUUAUUGGCCUGCUAUGUUGGUCGCCUUCAUGCCUAAAACCGUCUCUUUCAGUUUUCCAUCAAAGUCCAAAACAGCAUUCAAAAACGAAAUCAAG
Molecule: messenger RNA, 6617 nt
Organism: Porites evermanni
Lineage: Eukaryota; Metazoa; Cnidaria; Anthozoa; Scleractinia; Poritidae
Source: the annotation of a GenBank genome assembly